CCCCAUUUUAUAUACUUUCUCACUCAUCACGGAUUUUCUAAUUGGCCCUAAAAUUUGAAGCCUCUCGAGUUGAGAACUUGAGAGCAUGUGGGCUGCUCCACUCUCUCAGACACUGUGCAUAUUCCCACCCCACCACCACACUUUCCCUUUCUCUCCCAAAACCCGGACCCGACUCUCCAUCCCCCCAAAACUCAGUAGAAACUCCCUGCUUGCCCUCUCUUUCAAGGCUCCUGUAACCAUGGGAACAUCACAGAGUCAACCAUCAUUGGAUCAGAUUCUCGGUAGCAACAACUGGGAAGGCUUGCUUGAGCCCCUCAACCUAAGUCUCCGAGAGCUCAUUAUUAGAUGCGGGGACUUCUGCCAGGUAACUUAUGACUCAUUCAUCAAUGAUCAGAACUCCAGAUACUGCGGCGCGUGCCGCUACGGCAUGAAAUUCUUGUUGGAAAAAGUCAUGCUCAUAGGGGCCUCUGAUUAUGAAGUCUCCGCUUACCUCUACGCCACCGCCCGUGUCAGCGUCCCUGAAGCUUUCAUCCUCCACUCAAUGUCUCGGGAGUCCUGGGAUCGAGAGUCCAAUUGGAUUGGGUACAUCGCCGUGACCACCGAUGAAGUGAGUAGAGCCCGGGGACGACGUGAAAUUUACGUGGCGUGGCGUGGAACGACAAGAGACUAUGAAUGGGUAGACGUGUUAGGGGCUGAGCUUGAGUCAGCCGAGGAAUUGCUACGGCCUCAAGAAGGAAUAAAGAAUGAGGAGGGGAGUAGCAGUAGUGACAGUGAUGAUGAAGAUGAUGAGAAAAAUGUAAAGGUCAUGCGGGGUUGGUUCACAAUCUACACUUCAGGUGACCCCAGAUCUCCAUUCACAAAGGCAAGCGCCAGAAAACAGUUCCAAUCAAAUAUUAAACGCUUGAUGAAUAAGUAUAAAGACGAGAAAGUAAGCAUCAUCGUCACAGGUCACAGCCUGGGUGCGAGUCUAGCAGUAUUGAGCUCAUUCGACAUAGUUGAAAACGAGAUCGUCCCGCCCGAUGUCAUAGUAUCAGCCAUCGUAUUCGGUUGCCCGGAAAUAGGGAACAGGGCAUUCAAUAACCAGAUCAAGCAACACUCCAACCUCCACAUCCUCCAUGUAAGGAACACUAUCGACCUCAUACCGCACUACCCGAGCAUGAUCCUCGGCUAUGUGAAGACGGGAACUGAGCUAGUCAUCGACACGAGGAAGUCUCCAGACUUGAAAGAUUCGAAGGACCCCGGUGACUGGCACAACUUGCAGGCAAUGGUGCAUGUGGUGUCUGGUUGGAAUGGGCCAAAUGCAGAGUUUGAACUCAAGGUGAAGAGGAGCUUGGCCUUGGUGAAUAAGUCCUGUAAUUUUCUCAAGGAUGAGUGCUUGGUUCCAGCGUCAUGGUGGGUGGAGAAGAACAAAGGGAUGAUGAGGAAAGCAGAUGGAGAAUGGGUGACAGAAUCGCCCGCCGAAGAGGACCGUCCAGUUCCCCCUGUUCUUGAUUUCUAGCCAGACCCAUUUUCAUGUCGUGUUUGACUUGUAUUUUAAUCUAUCUUAUCCUUCCAUUUGAUAGAUGUUGAUGUUCUAUCCACCACAUUUGAAAUUAUGUGAUGUUUUUUUAUCUUAAA
Messenger RNA from Vitis vinifera (wine grape), 1617 nucleotides. RefSeq names its product phospholipase A1-IIdelta. The record is from RefSeq and is a predicted model, not a curated record. Gene Ontology annotation, biological process: lipid metabolic process. The transcript has a single exon. The coding region runs from base 86 to 1498 and encodes 470 amino acids. Lineage: Eukaryota; Viridiplantae; Streptophyta; Magnoliopsida; Vitales; Vitaceae. Gene Ontology annotation, molecular function: glycerophospholipid phospholipase A1 activity.